Messenger RNA from Suncus etruscus (white-toothed pygmy shrew), 1869 nucleotides. RefSeq names its product endogenous retrovirus group K member 5 Gag polyprotein-like. Lineage: Eukaryota; Metazoa; Chordata; Mammalia; Eulipotyphla; Soricidae. Gene Ontology annotation, biological process: viral process. Bases 1 to 1869 code for a protein of 622 amino acids. The transcript is spliced from 4 exons. The record is from RefSeq and is a predicted model, not a curated record. Gene Ontology annotation, molecular function: nucleic acid binding; zinc ion binding.
AUGUGGCACCCCAGAAACCCCGACCCGCAGGAGAGGCUGGAGACCACAACAGUUAUUCACGAGUCACUAAGAGGAUUCCGGCCUGAAAGAGAAGAGGGAUUGGGAAAUAAAGAGACUCAAGACAAAAGGUUCCGAUCAAGAGAAUGUGGAGUGGAAGGAGAAAACAGAUACCAGCAGACAAAAAUUGUUGCGUCCACUUGGGAUAAAAUAGGAAACGAACUGAGUGUUCAUUUUACGGUUAACAAGGAACCCGAAACAGAGAAAAUAAUAUUACAAUAUUGGAGCCUGCUGUGUGACAUCAUUGUAGCUACAAAUACUGAGGAAAUUGCCAAAGAAAUUGUCUGUGCUGCCAGAUCUCAUCUCGAGCAAGUUUCUCGUGAGUGCUCCAGGCCUGCUACCCGUUCGAAUUCUCUAUCCCAUCUCCCAUCUCCCUCCUCUUCAGCUCCCACUGCCACCGCGGCGGUGCCUGAGACUAUUAACCCUUCCCUCGCCUCUAUGCUACAAACUGCUCUCAAGGACCUUUCCGGCGUCUCGCGUCUUUAUCCCUCCCUAGCCUCAGCUCCACCCGAGCAACCCGAUCCGCCAGAUGCUCUAGCCCCAGGGGAAAAAGCAACUCUCUGCCAGGAUACUUCUGCUGCAAAACCUCCGCCUUACGCUGUUCCUGCCCCCCCAACAUCUGGUCCACGCACCCGUGCUCGGGUGCGGCAUGAACGCGAGGCUCAGGCGGCCGCCGAAGCAGCGGCUCAGGCUGCAGCUGAAGCCGCGGCUGAUUCGGGCUCUCAGCACUCAGAAUCGGAAGGAGAGGAAGCCCAACCCAGCAACAACAGACCUCCAGAGGGUGAGAUAAAUUUCCGUUACGAGGCAAUUAAUAAAAGGGACCUCAAUGAGCUGCUCCAGGCAGUUAAGAAUUACGGCGCCCAAGCCUCCUAUACUAUCUCUUGCCUUGAAUCACUGGGAAAUGGCGGUGCCCUCUUACCUUAUGAAUGGAAGCGUGUUGUCUCCAACGCGCUCCCACAUAAGCUUUACUUGCUCUGGGAGACUGACUUUUAUAAGACCUGUCGAGACCUAGCUCGGGGAGAUAAAACAUGCCGGCUUAUGCUUUCCGGCUCUCCCCCAUAUGAUUCUGCACAGCAGCAACGCUCAUUGCCCCUUUAUUAUCUAACAAACACAGGUUUUGCCGCUAUGAAAGCCUGGCGAGCUUUACCUAAGGAAGGCCAUGCGAACGCACCGCUUGGCCAAAUUACACAGAGACCAGAUGAACCCUAUAAUGCGUUCAUCAGUCACCUCCUAGAGGCCGUAGAGAGAAUUGCAGGCUCCUCUCCCUCUGAAAUGACAAAUACCUUGGUUAGACACCUUGCCUAUGAGAAUGCCAAUGCAUCUUGCAAAGCCCUCUUAAAGGGGCGCAUGGCUAACAAAACCAUUCAUGAUAUGAUUGAUCUUUGCCGUGAUGUUGAUCCCCUUGCCCACCGAGUUUCCCAUGCUAUGGCCGUCAUUCAAAACCAAUCCUCAGGCAAAGUCUGUUAUUCGUGUGGACAGGCUGGACAUUUUGUCUCUCAAUGCCCUCAGUGCUUAGCCCCUGUCAUGCAGACAGGUACAGCUAACCCCCGUCCUCCAUUUUGUCCACGCUGCCGCCGUGGCCACCAUUGGGUGGCGGAGUGCCAUGCCGCUAAAGACAUAGAUGGCAAUCCCCUGCAGCCUAACCACCGCCUUUUGGCUCAGGGAAACUCUGCCAGGGGCCGGCUCCGGGCCCCGCGCCGUCAAUUUCAACGCUUUGUUCGGCUUCGGAGCCCAGCCAGCCGGCCCAACCCAACCCAGCUCCCCAGGCAUAUUACCAGCAGCAACAGCAGCCUUGCCAGCAUCAGCCUCUAG